Messenger RNA from Pseudocercospora fijiensis CIRAD86, 549 nucleotides. RefSeq lists its product as uncharacterized. Lineage: Eukaryota; Fungi; Ascomycota; Dothideomycetes; Mycosphaerellales; Mycosphaerellaceae. Gene Ontology annotation, molecular function: ATP binding; ATP hydrolysis activity. The transcript has a single exon. The record is from RefSeq and is a predicted model, not a curated record. Bases 1 to 549 code for a protein of 182 amino acids.
AUGCGAAUAGGUGCGUUCUCCGUCACGGACGUCGAAACCUUUAUCUGGAAUGACGCUGCCUUCGACUCUUUGGUCAUGGAGGAUCAUCUCAAGCAUACACUGGGAACCCUUGUGCAAGCCUACGGCCGUCGAAUUGAUGAUUCUGGGUUCGAUGACUUUAUCAAGCACAAAGGACGUGGUCUGAUCGGACUUCUCUUCGGCAAGCCUGGUCUAGGCAAGACAUUCACCGCCGAGGCCAUCGCCGAAAUGGCCCAUCUACCACUCAUGACUGUCUCAGCUGGGCGCCUUGGCUCAAAGCCCGACGAGAUAGAGAAGAACCUCCGAAGCACCCUAGACCUCGCUGCUCAUUGGCGUGCUGUCGUCCUUUUCGAUGAAGCAGAUGUCUUCCUUGCGGCGCGGGUUGCCACGAGUAUCGAGCGCAAUGCAGUCGUGUCUGUUUUCUUGCGCGAAUUGGAAUACUUCCCGGGCAUCAUGCUUCUCACCACAAACAAGAAGGACCUCAUUGACGAGGCAUUUCACAGUUGGUCAACCACACUUGUGCAACACUGA